AGUUAUGACAGGCCAGGAACGGGGGGAGGGGUCCUCCAGUUCCCUGAGCCGCACCAUGGGGCCUCUGCUUAUCGCACUUCAUGCCCAUGCAUCUUUGUGCUUCUCUCUCCUGCACAUAAAUUCAUGCUCACUAGUCCUUGGCAGGGCCUCUUACAAGACCUGGAACUUCCAAGGCUCCUUAUCUGAGUCAUCCCAGUGCCCAGCACUGGUCCUCCAGCCCUCGAGUACAGCUAGGCUUGUGGCCUUCCAAAGGACUAGCCUGAUGCCCAUCCCUAUGAGAGCUGACCUGGGUACCCUGUGAAAACCCAAAGGAGCUGAGGGUUGUGAAACCAGAGAGAUGUGCAAGUGGGUGACCCAAGUGUGAAACCAGAGUGGUGUGCAAGUGGCUGUCCUCGGUGGCUUGAGCUAGGCCCUGUUUGAAGGAAGAAAGGAAAAAAGGGGGGGAGCCCAGCCCUGACACAGAAGACCUUGGCAAGCCUCACUGUAGAUGGAGGGUCAUCCCUCUAGCAUUGAUGCCAGGUGGACCCCAGAGUACUAGACCAGAGUGCAGUGGGAAAAGCAAAGGCAGCUGGCAGAUGGGGUCAGCUGGAGUCUCCUGGCAGGGAUAUGCCCCGCCCAAGACGGAUGAGGCUCACUGGGAGGGGCUCCCCCAGGAGCCUUCCUAGAGAACUGCCUCCCCAUCCUCAUCCCAGCAGGCCAGACAAAGCCUGCUGGGGACACACGCUGCCUGACUAUUGUGUAAGGGAGAAGGAAGGGGCCAGAAGCUAGGGAGGCAGGGAUGGAGGCUUCUCCCAGGCCUCUGGAGUCCUCCACGUCGCUUGUCUUGGGCACCUGCUGCUCAGCAUCAGCAGUGUUCGCUGUCCAUUGCUGCCAGGAUGGAGAAACCCCCUCCCUUCCGGCUGAAUUAUGAGCCCUUCAGUUAGGAGCCAGCCUCACACCAUCCCCUAUUCCCAGGGCCAGAGGGAGAGAACACUGAGUCAAGGCAGAUGGACGGAGCCCCCAGAAGAGUGCCUGAGUUGGGGUGCUUGGGCCGGGAUCCGUGGGCCUGGGGGAAGCAGCACACAGUAUCUUCUGUGUUUCUGUGGUGUAUGGAGACAGGGCUUAACCAGGUCUCUUUCUUACUCUACGAGGGGAAGGAGGUUGUCUGUCUGCCCUUCGCCCCCACACCCCUUCUUGGACAGCGAUGAAGACUCUGUCUGCUAUGCCUACUCAGAAUUCUAGGACGGGAAAACCUCAAGUGUCUCAUCCUCACGAAGAGGACAUCGACAAGCAGUACGUUGGCUUUGCCACGCUGCCCAACCAGGUGCACCGGAAGUCGGUGAAGAAGGGCUUCGACUUCACCCUCAUGGUGGCUGGUGAGUCCGGCCUGGGGAAGUCUACUCUUGUCCACAGCCUCUUUCUGACUGACCUGUACAAGGACCGGAAGCUGCUGAGUGCUGAGGAACGGAUCAACCAGACAGUCGAGAUCCUGAAACACACCGUUGACAUUGAGGAGAAGGGAGUCAAGUUGAAGCUCACCAUUGUGGACACACCCGGCUUUGGGGACGCGGUGAACAACUCGGAGUGUUGGAAGCCCAUCACUGACUAUGUGGACCAGCAGUUUGAGCAGUAUUUCCGCGAUGAGAGUGGCCUCAACCGAAAGAACAUCCAAGACAACCGGGUGCACUGCUGCCUGUACUUUAUCUCCCCAUUUGGACACGGAUUGAGGCCAGUGGAUGUGGGUUUUAUGAAGGCUUUGCACGAAAAGGUGAACAUUGUUCCACUCAUCGCCAAAGCCGACUGCCUGGUUCCCAGUGAGAUCCGGAAGCUGAAGGAUAGGAUACGGGAGGAGAUUGACAAAUUUGGGAUCCAUGUGUACCAGUUUCCAGAAUGCGACUCAGAUGAAGAUGAAGACUUCAAGCAACAGGACCGGGAACUGAAGGAAAGUGCGCCCUUCGCUGUUAUCGGCAGCAACACUGUGGUGGAGGCGAAGGGGCAGCGGGUCCGGGGACGACUGUACCCCUGGGGGAUCGUCGAAGUGGAGAAUCAGGCGCACUGCGAUUUUGUGAAGCUUCGGAACAUGCUAAUCCGAACUCAUAUGCAUGACCUGAAGGAUGUGACAUGCGAUGUGCACUACGAGAACUACCGUGCCCACUGCAUCCAGCAGAUGACCAGCAAACUCACACAGGACAGCCGGAUGGAGAGCCCCAUCCCUAUCCUCCCACUGCCCACCCCGGACGCAGAGACAGAAAAGCUCAUCAGGAUGAAGGACGAAGAGCUAAGGCGCAUGCAGGAGAUGUUGCAGAAGAUGAAGCAGCAAAUGCAAGACCAGUGACACCCGGCCCCAGCCCCACAUCGCCAAGGAUAGAUGGCCGGUUUCCGGGCUGGCUCCUCCUAUCCCUGGAUCCCAGACUGUCCUGGAUUCUACCCUGGGUUCAUCUGGAUCUCAGACAGCCUGGACCUAGCCCUAACCCAACGUGGCUUUGACCAAACUGUUGAGACCUGGAGCCACGGAGCCACAGCCCCCAGAUGACCCUAAUUUAUUCUCAGCAUCCACCCUUCCCGGUCGUUGGUAUCUGCUUCUGAGUGGUCUGAACCACAGCCCCUCCCCAACAUCCUGCCGCCCCCGCCCCCGUGCGCACCUCCCGCUCCUCUAAAGGGAACAAGUUGUGUAUAAUCUCCAAGAUCUCUCUUCCUAAAAGAUCACUGCCCCAGCGGCCUAUAAACCAGGGUAGAGGAGGGUCGUGGAUGCAGGGUCUCGGGCCUGUUACCCAAGAUAAUAUGGCAGAAUGGAAUUGGGAGGCCCCCUCUGCGGGUUCCAGUGGGCUACAAAGCAUAUGCUAAUGUCCCACUGUGUGCGGAAGUAGGCUCAGUCCUCCCUCACUCUUUAACCACGCUCUGUUCAGGACCAGAGCACACGGGUUUGGAGGCUGAGGCCUUUAGGAAGACCCCAGACCUAGAAGCGUCUAGAAGGAAGGAGGGGGAUGUGUUGCGCUAGACCGCUCACACCCCUUCCUGGGUCGACAUAAAGGACUCCAGGGGCGGUUGGAACGGGGUGUACCCUAUGCUUAGACUACUUUCAUCUACCUAUAGGUCAAGUUCUCCUCCUCCCAGCAGCUCUGUUGUGCUGGGAUUCCAGCCCUUGGCCUCCUCCAUCUCUCCACCGCAUGACCCCUCCCCACACACCCCAUUCUCCGUUUUUGUUUAGUUGUGAAUGCCGCGUCCUGUCCUGGUGACAGGAGAACAAAGUUGGUGAACGU
Microtus ochrogaster (prairie vole) is the source of this 3239-nucleotide messenger RNA. It is a transcript of the gene Septin5, whose product is annotated as septin 5. Lineage: Eukaryota; Metazoa; Chordata; Mammalia; Rodentia; Cricetidae. Gene Ontology annotation, molecular function: GTP binding. The record is from RefSeq and is a predicted model, not a curated record.